Molecule: messenger RNA, 1366 nt
Organism: Exophiala mesophila
Lineage: Eukaryota; Fungi; Ascomycota; Eurotiomycetes; Chaetothyriales; Herpotrichiellaceae
Exons: 1
Coding region: 478-1257 (259 amino acids)
Biological process (GO): regulation of transcription by RNA polymerase II
Cellular component (GO): nucleus
Molecular function (GO): RNA polymerase II transcription regulatory region sequence-specific DNA binding; DNA-binding transcription activator activity, RNA polymerase II-specific
Source: RefSeq, a predicted model, not a curated record
GUGCAGCCCCGCCGUGCCCGUCUCUCUCCCACGCUUCGUCUUCGCUAAUUGCACCACCAGGCCAACCCACCCCAAGCCUACCCGACAGGGUGCAGCUGAGGUCUGUCCACUCGCCUUCCUCACCACUACUAUUUUCCCUCUUCCCCUCCUCUUUCCUCUUCCUCUGCUAAAAUCACUCCAUCUACAAACUGCGCCUGCGACUGCGACUGUCGCCCAACUAUUCCUCCACCAGCGCCAACAGACAUACUCACUCUUUCAGUCUGAAUGUCGGGUCUGGAGUCACUCAUGUCGCACACCUGAUCGCUCUUUUACCCCCCACCUGACAAACUCGCACGGAUUGCGAGAGUGCAUUGAGUAGCAAUUCAAACUGAUCCUCUCACCACAUCCUCACCGACACCACACCGAUUUCCAGUCUUCCCACGUCUUCCUCAUCGUGAGUGAGGAAUAUAGGCCACAAACUCUCUCGUUCAGCAUACAAUGUCAAGUUAUCGAGGCCGAACCGGGCCCAACUUCUCCGAGUACCUGAACAACCUCAAUUCGUUGCCCUCUCCUUACGACCCAGAUCAAUUCCAAACCGAGGAAAUCGACGAUCUUGCCAUGUUCACCAACACUGACUUCACCCACUUUGAUAUUCCCCCUUUGGCCGAUGAUGCCCAGUUCAACUUCGAUCUGAACGAGUCCAAGAACAACACCAGCGUCAAGUACGAAGAUCUCCUUAGUGGAUCCGAGCCCAUUCAAGGCUUCCACCCGCAAACAAUCCCAACAACAGCAGCCGAGUCAACCCAGUUCUUCGGUUCCUACAAUACUCCCAUCCAGCCCGCCCCGACUCCCGGCUAUGGGAACAUGGAGAACCGUUCCUCACCAACCUCCACCACAGGCGGCGGGCAUCCAGCUCGUCCCAAAGCCGAGUCAACUGACAACCUCAAUCUGAACACUGAAGAGCGGUCACGAAUAGCUGCAGAAGAGGAUAAGCGGCGUCGAAACACUGCAGCCAGCGCCCGAUUUCGAAUCAAGAAGAAGCAGAGAGAGCAAGCAUUGGAAUCGACCGUCCGAGAAGCUCAAGAGAAGAGCGCCAAACUCGAGGCGCGGGUCAACCAAUUAGAGAUGGAGAACAAAUGGCUGAAGGACCUGAUAACGGAGAAGAACGGAAUGCAAUCCAAGGAGGAGAUGGCAGCGGCCUAUCAAAAGUAUCGCAAAGACAGUGAAGAGCGUGACCUGAAAGCUUCUGAACACACCACCGGUGUUGGAACCAAAUAAUCUGGUGACGAAACCCAAAGGGAAAAUUUCCAUGUUCUUUAGACUGUUUUAUUCACGGUAGCCUUGGGCUUUGAUUAUGAUACCAAACAAAUCAUAUUCUUGCUACUCA